Messenger RNA from Falco peregrinus (peregrine falcon), 2871 nucleotides. RefSeq names its product heme binding protein 1 (gene HEBP1). The record is from RefSeq and is a predicted model, not a curated record. The transcript has 4 exons. Bases 83 to 652 code for a protein of 189 amino acids. NCBI's taxonomy places the organism in Eukaryota, Metazoa, Chordata, Aves, Falconiformes, Falconidae.
UCCCACCGAGCCGAGCGGGCCGAGACGGAGCGGGGCCGAGCCGAGAGCGGCUGAGGUGAGCGGGGCCGAGUCGAGCGCGGCCAUGCUGGGCAUGAUCAAGAACUCCUUGCUGAGCACGGUAGAGACAUGGCCCUACCGGCUGCUGAGCAAAGGGGAAAAGGAGCAGCUCAGCUACGAGGAGAGGGUGUGCGAGGGCGGGCGGUUUGCGGCCGUGGAGGUGGCAGGGAAGCCGUUCGACGAAGCCUCGAAGGAAGGGGUGCUCAAGAUCCUCAAGUAUGUCGGAGGAACCAACGAAAAGGGGAUUGGCAUGGGCAUGACUGCUCCUGUCUCCAUCACUGCUUUUCCUGCUGAAGACGGCUCCUUACAGCAGAAAGUGAAGGUCUCUCUGCGGAUUCCAAGCCAGUUUCAAGCCAACCCGCCUCAUCCCAGUGAUGAAAGCAUCAAGAUUGAAGAGAGACAGGACAUGACCAUUUAUUCCAUGCAGUUUGGUGGCUAUGCCAAAGAGAUGGAUUAUGUGAACUAUGCUGCCAAGCUGAAGUCUGCUCUGGGGAGUGAAGUUGCAUACCGCAAGGAUUUCUAUUUCUGCAAUGGUUAUGACCCCCCUAUGAAGCCUUAUGGGCGACGCAAUGAGGUCUGGUUUGUGAAAGAAUGAGCAUCUGGCUCCCUGUGGUGCUGGCUUGCACUGAUAGCCUCCCCACACUAUGUUCCUUUCCUCUUCAAAAUAAAUUGAUAAUUUGGCAGAAACAGAAAACCUAUCGUUCCCUUCCCCCGUACCUAUGCCUUGGUCUUUUAUGGACCAAACAGUUUAGAACACUGCAGACCUCCCCUGACGGUCCUGCUCCUUUGUUCUGGACCAGGUCCUUGGGUACACAGGCUCUUGUGAUCUCUCCGCGGCUCGGUUUGCUUUUAUCUACCUUGUGCUCCCAGAGCUCUAUGCUGAGACAGCCAAAAGUACUUAAUUAUCAAGACUGGUGCCUGACAGGAGUCACGUCCAAGUGCUGGCUAUUAGCCUCACCUGAGGCAGGCAGGGAAACAUGAUGAAAGUGCAUACGGGGACUUUUUUAUGUUCUUGAGCUUGCUGCAGCUGUAAAACGCUGCUUUUAUCUGUGCCGUUUCAAAAGCAGUCUAAAGGGACAUGGGCCUUGCUCACAACACAGUGCAGUGAAAAUAAGCAUCCUUUUCAUUUACUCAUAGUGUGCAGGAGAGCAAUACUUCUGUUGUCUGACUAAGAAGUGUCAUUUAGAGGAAGAUCCAGGUUUCUGUUUGCAGCUAUCCUUCUGUUUGAGUUGAGACAUUUUGGAGUGUGUCAUGUCCUGAUCUCAUCUAGCAGCCAGACAAUGUGAUUCAGAGAUCCCAAGAUCAUUUCCUCACCGUCCUGUCACUUGUGUGUAACGUUUCUUUAAAACUAGCCUACGUAAGGGCCAAAGCUGCACUGUUGUGGUAGCCUAAUUGAAUUAGAAAAAUACAGGCUGUGAAAAAAGCAGGUACCUAUUGCUUGUGCUCUGAGGGCGCGUCUGAGGAAUGGUGAGCAUCUAGUGGAACUCCUGUGGGUUCAGGUCUUUAAAAAGAACUCUCUUCUUAAAUGGUGUUAGUUUCUGAAGGGCUACUCAGAGCAACUGUUGUCUUUAAAGGAGGAGGAAAACCUGGCUGUUCUUGAAAACAGGGAUUUGCAUCAAAUAAUGAGUAGCCUUCAGAAACCUCAAAGGUGGGUCUUGUUUUAGGAAGACCGGCAAUGUUUAACCGUUGGGCAUCAAAUGAGCAUUUUAGCUGUUGGCUCUGCCAGGGAGGCAGCAGGAUGCUUGGAGUAGGAACAUGGUCACACACCAAGCUGCUGUGGGUGCCUGUGUAAUUGGUUAUCUCUGCUAAAAGAGGAGAGCUCUUCUGAUGCUUAAGUGCCCCAAAGUUCAGGUGCUUUCCAAAAGCUGGUUUACCCCUGGAGCUGAAAGAGAGGUUUGUCAAUGGCAUCCCAUGUUCUGGCCGGUUCAGCUGUUUGACAUGUGCCUUCUUUCUGAGAACAGAUCUCAGCAGUAAAAGGAGAAAACCUGAGGUUCUGAUGUGCUUUCUUUUUCUGUCCUGUGGAGCUGUAUGAGAGCUUUUGCUGUGGACCUCACAGGAGAGUUUGUCACCUGUGUGCAAGAGCAGCUAGUCAGGAUGGGUAAAAAGAGCAGAUAGCUAAUUUUCAAAAAAACAAGGGAAAAGCUGUUGGCUGCAGUUAGUGAUUACGGUGCAGGUGAGGAGGAAUCAAAAAGGAAAUCAAGGUAGACAAAGAGUUAGGCUUUUGAAGGAGUUUUUGAAGGAGCAAAAGCCCUUCUAAAGCUGUUCCUGAAUCCGAAGGGUCCUGUUCAUGUCCCAGAUUAUUUUUACCUGUGUGGGUGAGGAAUGGAGGGGCACAAAGCUAGCUGUUUUAUGCAUUCCCAGGUUCAUUUUGGAAUUUGUAUGUAGACUGUGGAUACAGUCCUCUCUGGCUACUGGUGGUGAGUGUCCUGCAACGAUCAAAAUCCUGAAAUUCUUCAAAAUUUCUCUUGUGAUAUCUCAGAUGUUAAGAAGACCAAUAAUAAACCUGGUAUGAACAGAGCUGCAGAUCUCAGCAACAUGGUCGGGGUUUUUUUCAUAACAUGCAUAAUUCUGAACAGAGAGCAAGAGCUUCUGACCCAACAGUGAGAGAAAUUUUGUCUGUAGGCUCUGCCAGUGUGGCCCUGCUGCUAGCCUUUUGCAUGCAGUAGACAGGUUACAGUUUCACGAACAGUGUUAACUGGUAUCAAAAGCUUAUGCAAACCAAAUUGCCUUUUCUGCACAUGCAAAGAUGCCUGUGUUCUGUCUGCAUUUUCCAGGGGUUUUAAAUAAAUAAAAAAAUAAUCCUGUGAUUUGCAA